Porites evermanni is the source of this 1571-nucleotide messenger RNA. The record is from the annotation of a GenBank genome assembly. Lineage: Eukaryota; Metazoa; Cnidaria; Anthozoa; Scleractinia; Poritidae.
UCAGGGACAACAUGGGUGCAAGAAAUUGUCUGGCAAAUCUACAACGACGGAGCAGUCAGCGGUGAACAUUUUCUAUCGCGAGUGCCAUUUAUUGAACCAUCCACCAAUAAAAAGUUGUACCCGUUUGGCUUGGACACUUUACCAAGCCCUCGCAUUCUAAAGACUCAUCUUCCACACAGAAGAAUACCGAAAAGUGAGAACAAAGAAAUGCAGUGCAAAUAUGUUUACGUGGCUCGCAAUCCCAAAGACGUUGCAGUAUCGUAUUUUCAUUUCACGGAUUAUUUGCGUAAAAAAGGCAAUGGCCUUAAUGGGCCAUGGGAAUAUUAUGCCAAGUUAUUCAUAGAGGGAAAUGGUAAGUUUGACUUUAUCAGAUGUAUACGUACUGAAUGUAGGCCUUUAAUUCUGAUCUUCAGCUACAAUACUCGUCAAUUUUCGUCGAAACAUUUGACUGAAAGUGAGGUUUUUUCAUGUCAUGCCUUUUCAACCAACUUAUCUAACUUUUCCCCGUAUGUAUACUUUUUGUCUUCUUCCCCAAUGUCGAGGUUGGCGUUUCUUGCAUAAAGAGUGAUACGUGAAUCAACUUUGAGGAAGGCGUAACGUGACAAGUCAGUUUCACCAAAUUCAACGAGUAUUCUAGAUAUCAUUAACAAUGAAUACAGUCUAUUUUANGCAAAUAUGUUUACGUGGCUCGCAAUCCCAAAGACGUUGCAGUAUCGUAUUUUCAUUUCACGGAUUAUUUGCGUAAAAAAGGCAAUGGCCUUAAUGGGCCAUGGGAAUAUUAUGCCAAGUUAUUCAUAGAGGGAAAUGGUAAGUUUGACUUUAUCAGAUGUAUACGUACUGAAUGUGGGCCUUUAAUUCUGAUCUUCAGCUACAAUACUCGUCAAUUUUCGUCGAAACAUUUGAUUGAAAGUGAGGUUUUUUCAUGUCAUGCCUUUUCAACCAACUUAUCUAACUUUUCCCCGUAUGUAUACUUUUUGUCUUCUUCCCCAAUGUCGAGGUUGGCGUUUCUUGCAUAAAGAGUGAUACGUGAAUCAACUUUGAGGAAGGCGUAACGUGACAAGUCAGUUUCACCAAAUUCAACGAGUAUUCUAGAUAUCAUUAACAAUGAAUAAAGUCUAUUUUAGUCGCAAGAAUACCUAUUCUCACCGUGUGCACUGAAGGUUUCUUAAAUACUUUAAAUGGUCGGUGGCCCUACGUUUUGGACAGAUGACUGAGUUUCUUUUCCAAAAAUUCGACGGAUUGCUUAAAAUUGGACCAAAAAUUUUUUUAAAAAAUCAAUGAAGAGGUUUUUCAAGGUAGAAUCUUUCCAUUCCGCUGCCCUGGGGCCGUUGAAAAUCCGACCGUUCGACAAUAUGAUUUUACUUUAAGGAGCGUCACUCGAUCCGCAUAAUUCUUGAAACCAUACUAUAAAGCUUCAUCAGUUAACUGGUACUUUUGAUAAAUAUGUAGUGUGUUGGAACGCUUGGAAUGAUCAUGUACUUGGCUGGUGGAAACACAAAGAUGAUUCCAAUGUCUUGUUUCUCAAAUAUGAAGAUCUACACAAGGUAAUGCUGCAGGGGCAAAUGACAUAA